Molecule: messenger RNA, 1537 nt
Organism: Haliotis rubra (blacklip abalone)
Lineage: Eukaryota; Metazoa; Mollusca; Gastropoda; Lepetellida; Haliotidae
Product: baculoviral IAP repeat-containing protein 3-like
Exons: 2
Coding region: 66-1355 (429 amino acids)
Biological process (GO): negative regulation of apoptotic process; regulation of cell cycle; positive regulation of protein ubiquitination
Cellular component (GO): nucleus; cytoplasm
Molecular function (GO): ubiquitin protein ligase activity; cysteine-type endopeptidase inhibitor activity involved in apoptotic process
Source: RefSeq, a predicted model, not a curated record
AUAUAAAUUUCAUUGAGCGUAUCUUUACUACAACCAGUCAGACUACUACGGCUUACGUUGCAGGCAUGACUAUGGCUAAAGGAGUAGGCAACUUAGCUGACACUCAGUCAGGUAAUAUAUCUACACAGCUAGAAUGUGUCGACUGCAUGGACGAUGAUUUUGAAACGCUCGCUAAAUGCUCACGGGUCAUGAAAUAUGAGAGAAAUAGGCGGGAAACUUUCAAAACCUGGCCGGCGUGGAGUUGUCAAAGACCGGAGUGUUUGGCUAAAGCUGGGUUCUACUACACGAAGAUCAGUGACAGAGUGCAGUGUCCAUUUUGUUUCGGUGUCCUCAAGAAAUGGGAGACUUGGGAUGAACCAAUGUCUGAGCACAGACGACAUUUCCCACAUUGUAAAUUCAUCCAGGGUGAGGAUGUUGGGAAUGUGCCCUUAGAAGACAAUACAGGACUAUUCCAGCACCCAAUAGCACCGGUCUGUGUCGGAAGUGAAAACAGAGCGAACGUCGACUUUAAGAAGGCAGUAAAUCGGUUGGCAUCAUUUUCAAGAUGGCCGCCAAAUUUAACUCAAACACCUGAAGUUCUGGCUAGAGCAGGAUUCUACCACGUUCCGUGUGAGGAGAAACCGGACAGAGUGAGAUGUGCCUAUUGCCAGGGGAAACUGUAUAACUGGAAACCUGAAGACGAUCCUUGGAUUGAGCAUGCUAAGUGUUUCCCGUCCUGCCCAUAUGUAAAGCUGUGUAUGGGACAAGAUACUAUUGUAGAUAUGCUGCAUGAGCAACGAGUUGUCGAGGAGAAGAACACGCCAGAAUCUCUAAAAGAUCAACAAAGCUCUGCUCAGGAAAAUAUUUCCUCCCCUGAGGAUAACAUGACAGAACUCACGCGCAGUGAGGCAGUUCUAGCUGUGCUUCAGAUGGGGUUCUCCCAACAACUUGUUCAAGAGGUUCUGAGGAACAAUAGCAAAUCAAGUAAAGGAAAGUGUUUCUCUGCACAAGAGUUGGCGACUGAUAUUCUUGACAUGGAAAAAGCUCUUGAGACAACAAACAUCAAAUCCAAAACUUCUGCUUCUACAGAAAGGACACAAUGUAACAGAACACAGCCUUCUAAGACAGACACCAGAGGAAUGUGUGGUCUGCAAAACAACUCAACAUCAAACAAUUCUCCUGUGUUGGAAAACAUCAUGGACGAGAACUCACGAAUUAAGGACCGGUACCUGUGUAAAAUCUGUAUGGAAAGCCCAGUGAGGGUGACCUUCAUGCCCUGUGGUCAUCUGGCCUGUUGUGGGCCCUGCUCCAUGGCAGUGUCCAGUUGCCCCAUCUGUCGGAAUACAAUACAAGGACGUGUUCGGACUUACUUCUAGGACUGAAUAAACUCUUGCUGUUAAACACUGUUCAUGAUUCCGUCAGUGAAGCUCGAGUGAAAUUACUUUCAUUUACCACUUAAUCAUCACUGUCUCGUCUGUAGUGACAAGUCCAAAUAUACAUUUAUGCUAUGUGUGCACAGUAAAAUCGGUACCUUUCACAUAUGCAACCUGAAACAAAA